This is a messenger RNA of Hevea brasiliensis (rubber tree), 3737 nucleotides long. Its product is annotated as SWI/SNF complex subunit SWI3D. Lineage: Eukaryota; Viridiplantae; Streptophyta; Magnoliopsida; Malpighiales; Euphorbiaceae. The coding region runs from base 182 to 3244 and encodes 1020 amino acids. The transcript is spliced from 8 exons. The record is from RefSeq and is a predicted model, not a curated record. Gene Ontology annotation, molecular function: protein binding; zinc ion binding.
AGCCUAGAGAUUGCUAUCUCUCAAAUGUACUAUUGCCAGAUACAACUUUGACACAACUCUACAAUAAAACUCAUUUUGCUUCCCGUGGAAGCAAUAAAUCAAUCUCUGCUGAUAACAAUACGCAGAAAAUGGUGUAUUUCUUCUUCAGUGCUUGAGCCAAAACCCUCGAAGAAUUCACUCAAUGGAGGAUAAACCAGCGGGGACCUCAGCCGCGGCGGGGAUGGAGUCACCGGCGUCGGCCGAGCCCGCUUCCUCACGGCGGCGAGCCGGAGGCCAAAAGAGGAAAGGCAACGCGCUCUCAACAUCCAGUUCUUCAUCUACACCGUCGAAACGGGUCACACGCGAGAAGGGCCUGAUCUCUCACCCUCCGAUCCACAAUGGAGGUCCGUUGACCAGAGCGCGCCAGAGCCCCAACAAUUUGGCCCCUUCGGCUUCUGCCGGGUUGGCCGCUGCUGGAUUUAAGCUAGAGGAGAAGGUGGCUUUUUCGGCGUCGGAGGCUGCGACGGUAGCAGCACUGGAGGAGGAGGUGAGUAAGUUAGAGGAGUUGCAGGCAGCAAUAGAACUGGAGUUCGAGGGAAUUAGAUCUAGAGAUUCUAACGCCCAUGUGGUGCCUAGUCAUUGCGGUUGGUUUUCAUGGACAAAAAUUCACCUCCUUGAGGAGCGUUCACUGCCUUCAUUCUUUAAUGGGAAGUCCCAAACCCGGACACCUGAUACCUACAGGGAGAUACGUAAUUGGAUUGUGAAAAAAUUUCAUACAAAUCCAAAUGUACAGAUUGAAUUGAAAGAUCUGUCUGAGCUUGAUGUUGCAGACCUUGAUGCAAAGCAAGAGGUGCUAGAGUUCUUGGACUAUUGGGGAUUGAUUAAUUUCCAUCCAUUCCCACAAAUAGAUUCUGCUGCCAAUGCAGAUGGUGAUAGAGAUGCGAGGAAGGACUUGUUGCUUGAAAAGUUAUUUCACUUUGAAACCAUUCAACCAUGUCCAUCUGUUGUUCCGAAGCCUAAUCUUUCGACUCCUGCUAUGGCAUCUGGGUUUUUUCCUGAGUCUUCACUUGCAGAAGAGUUGGUGAGGGCUGAGGGGCCAGCUGUUGAAUACCACUGCAAUUCUUGUUCAACAGAUUGCUCUCGCAAGCGCUACCAUUGCCAGAAGCAGGCAGAUUAUGAUUUAUGUGCUGAUUGCUUUAAUAAUGGGAAAUUUGGUUCAGACAUGUCUUCAUCAGAUUUUAUUCUUAUGGAACCUGCAGAGGCUCCUGGUUUAAGUGGUGGGAAGUGGACAGAUCAAGAGACCCUACUUCUCCUUGAAGCAUUGGAACUUUAUAAAGAAAACUGGAAUGAGAUUGCAGAGCAUGUUGCCACAAAAACUAAAGCUCAAUGUAUAUUGCACUUUGUUCAAAUGCCAAUUGAGGAUGUCUUUUUUGACUGUGAUGAUGAUGAUGUAGAUGGGAGUAAAGAAACUACAGAUCAACCUGCAAACAAUGAUGAUACAUCUGUUCCUAAGGAUGGUACUGAAACAAGUGAGGAUAAAACUGGUCCUAAGGAGGAUAUGCCCCUGACUUCUGAACUAGAAGCUUCAAAACCAGAAGAUGCGGUUGAAGUAAAAGGCUGUCAGGAAACUGCAAACCCUAACAAUGCCAGUGAAGCAAUAAUUGAUGACAAAUCUUCAAAAUCAGAAGAUACUAGUGAAGUGAAGGCUGCUCAGCAUACCAGUGAAAAUUUGGCACUUAAAGCGCUUACUGAAGCAUUUGAAGCUGUUGGUUAUCCUUGUUCUUCUGAAAAUCGGCUCUCAUUUGCUGAAAUUGGAAAUCCUGUCAUGGCUUUGGCAGCGUUUUUGGCAAGAUUGGUAGGAAGUGAUGUGGCUAUGACUUCAGCUCGCUGCUCUUUGAAAUCCUUAAAUAGUGAUUCUCCUGGUAUGCAGCUGGCAGCAAGGCACUGCUUUCUUUUGGAAGAUCCACCAGAUGACCUGAAGGGACCAGCUGGUCCUGAUUGCAGUGCCAUAGAAACAGCUAAUCAAGAGGCUCAACAAUACAACCAUGAAGGCAAAACCCAGAAAGAUUUGGUUGGAAGAGACUUAUCAAUUGACCACAAUAACAAGAAAACUGAAGAUUCUGCUCCAGAGGAAAAGCAGCCUCCGGAUUCUUUGAAUGAUGAACCCACUGAGAAGGUAAAUACUGCAAAUGAAGCAGGCACUGCAAUUUCUCAUGAGGAAGAUGAAAGUGGUAAAUUGAAGGAAUCUAGUGAAUCAGAGUUUCAAAAGGACCCCCAGAUAAGUAGUUUAAACGAAUCAAAUGCGAUGCAAUCCAUGUCUGAGUGUCCCCCAAGUUCUUUUCAGGAGACAGAAGGAUCUUCAGCGGCUGCAAACUCUCAGCAAAUGGAAGUUUCCAAGGAUAUAGAUAUGGUGUCUGAUUCGAAACCAUUUGAAAAUAAUGAGCCUUGUCAAUCAGCUGCACCAAUGUUGGUUGAAGAGCUCUCUCAAGCUGCAGAGACAUCAAAGAAUGUAAAAAUGAUCUCAGAUUCUCUGCCUGCAGGGAAGAAUGUGCAACUAGUGAAAACAAAUUCAGUGGGAGAUCACUCUCAGCCCAUAGAUGCUCCAAAGGAUAUAGACAUGUCGUCUGAUCUGCCUUCAGAAGCAAAAGAGUCUCAGCAGCCAGUUGCACCAAAUUCAGUGGUUGGAAAUGGAACAACUACAGCUGAGGACCAAAAGGACAGCAAAAAAGAGAAGCCUGAUUGUAAGGAGAUUAAAGAUGACAAUAGCAUCGAUAGAUUUAAGCGUGCUGCAGUUUCUGCACUUGCAGCAGCAGCAGUGAAGGCAAAACUUCUUGGAAACCAGGAAGAAGAACAAAUCCAACAGCUCGCUGCAUCAGUGAUAGAAAAGCAGUUGCAUAAGCUGGAAAUGAAGUUGGCUUUCUUUAAUGAAAUGGACCACGUAAUAAUGAGGGUCAGGGAGCAACUUGACAGGUCAAGGCAAAGGCUAUACCAUGAGCGAGCACAAAUAAUUGCAGCCCGACUUGGGUUACCAGCAUCUUCAUCUAGAGGAAUGCCACCAACAUCACCCACCAACAGAAUUGCAAUGAACUUUGCUAACUCGAUUCCAAGGCCUCCUAUGAGCAUGACUUCCCAAAGGCCACCAAUUGUAAGACCCAUCGGGACAUUGGCUCCUACCCCUUCUAACCCAUUUGUAUCAACAACUGCAGCAGGAAGUUCAAUUCGGCCUUCUGGCCAGGACAAGCUUUCUUCAGUUGGGACGAAGUAGUCUUUCCUCAGUAGGCAUGCGAAUGGAGUUCUAUUGAUUUUUACUCUACAUUCAGUUACAAGCAGUUAAACAAGUGGAAACGGCUGGCAUCUUCCUUUGCGAAGCACUGUUGGAGUGUUGGUCUUGCCUAUUGCUAAGAAGCUUGGAGAUGGGGACUUGCCGGCAUACAUUUUAUGGUAAAGCCUGUUGGUCUCAUUUGUAACAGCAAGUGUGGGGAUGAAAAUUCAACAAACUUACGGCUUGGAAUUUUGCAUGUGGUUGUAAUUUGUAAGGUUUAGUCAAAUAUGUUUUAGACAUACUAAGAUAAGUGUUGUCUAUAAUGGUAUGUAAAAUUUCUUACCGCUCCCAGAUUGUAGGUUUUAACAUAGGUAAUCUUUUUUCCCAAAUUUUCAAUUAGUAUUAUAUUGUAUAACCAGAGCAAUUAAAUUCCAACCAGUCAUAUAUGCAUAAUCUAAUCCGUUCAGGACAUGAGUGAAUGUAUUAUUAUGGAAAA